AGAAAAGCUAGAACUGUUUUCAGUGAUCAUCAAUUAAAUGGACUAGAAAAACGAUUUGAAACACAGAAAUAUUUAUCAACCCCAGAACGAAUGGAACUAGCUUCACAACUUAGUCUAUCAGAAACACAGGUUAAGACAUGGUUCCAAAACAGACGAAUGAAACAAAAGAAAGGGCAAAGAAAAUCUCAGACGGACACUCUAGACUGUGGU
Molecule: messenger RNA, 210 nt
Organism: Lottia gigantea (owl limpet)
Lineage: Eukaryota; Metazoa; Mollusca; Gastropoda; Lottiidae
Exons: 2
Biological process (GO): regulation of DNA-templated transcription
Molecular function (GO): DNA binding; DNA-binding transcription factor activity, RNA polymerase II-specific
Source: RefSeq, a predicted model, not a curated record